Larimichthys crocea (large yellow croaker) is the source of this 2646-nucleotide messenger RNA. It is a transcript of the gene capn8, whose product is annotated as calpain 8. Gene Ontology annotation, molecular function: calcium ion binding; calcium-dependent cysteine-type endopeptidase activity. NCBI's taxonomy places the organism in Eukaryota, Metazoa, Chordata, Actinopteri, Sciaenidae. The record is from RefSeq and is a predicted model, not a curated record. Bases 282 to 2525 code for a protein of 747 amino acids. The transcript is spliced from 22 exons. Gene Ontology annotation, cellular component: cytoplasm. Gene Ontology annotation, biological process: proteolysis.
ACGUCUCUGAAACAAGAAUUAAAGAUGAUGACGAUGAAGAAGAUAAUGAUGACGAUGGUGAUGAUGAUGAUUACACACAUGAAAUUAUUGUUCUGCUUUUAACCCUGUCGGAACACACACACACACACACACACACAGGAGCGGUGGGCAGCCACAUGCAGAGCCCGAUGUGAUGACAUCAGGAUAGAGGAGCGUCAUUUCUGUGAUGUCAGAGACGACACCUGACGUGAUAGCACCUGCAGAGAAGAGAACCAGGCGAGAACAGGACCCUGCAGAACCUCAUGAGAGGAGGAAGAGUCCAAACCCAACAGGAUCAGAACACACCAGAGGUUGACCCGGUCCAAAGUGGACCCCAGAUGGAGAAACUGAACCAACAUCGAGCAAGUGUUCAGGUCUGUUCAGACUCACAGACUCUCAAGAUGACAAGCAUGGCGGCAGAGCUGGCCAGGAGGAAGGCCCGGGUGGAGGAUGGCACCGGCAGCCGGGCCAACGCCGUCCCCUACAACCAGCAGGACUUUGAGCAGUUGCGGAGGGAGUGUCUGCAGUCGGGCUCGCUGUUCUGCGAUCCAACCUUCCCCGCAGACUGGGACUCUCUGGGAUACAACCAGCUGGGACGAUACUCCUCCAAAACCAUCGGAGUGGAGUGGAAACGACCCACGGAGCUGUGUUCUGACCCUCAGUUCAUUGUUGACGGAGCAAAGAGGACGGACAUCUGUCAGGGAGUACUGGGUGACUGCUGGCUGCUGGCUGCCAUCGCCUCUCUGACUCUGGACCCUCAGAUCCUGAACAGAGUGGUUCCUCCUGGACAGAGCUUCAAGUCACAGUACGCUGGCAUCUUCCACUUCCAGCUGUGGCAGUAUGGGGAGUGGGUGGACGUGGUUGUGGAUGACCGGCUGCCCACCAGAGACGGGAAGCUGCUGUUCGUCCACUCGGCCGAGGGAGGAGAGUUCUGGAGCGCCCUGCUGGAGAAGGCCUACGCCAAGGUGAACAGCUCGUACGAGGCUCUGACUGGAGGCUCCAGUAUCGAAGGUUUUGAGGACUUCACCGGAGGAAUUGCAGAGAGCUACGACCUGAACAAGGCUCCACCCUUCCUGUUCAACAUCAUGAGGAAGGCGCUGAAGCUCGGCUCGCUGCUCGGCUGCUCCAUCGACAUCUCCAGCUCAUAUGAGACGGAGGCCAUCACUCGUCAGAAACUGGUUAAAGGUCACGCCUAUUCUAUCACUGCAGCACAGCAGGUUCUUCACUUUGGUUCUCCCGUGGAGCUGCUGAGGAUCAGGAACCCCUGGGGCCAGGUGGAGUGGACCGGAGCCUGGAGCGACAAUUCGAAGGAGUGGGAUGGAGUUCAGCCGGAGGAGAAGAAGAAACUGGAUCACUCUGCUGAGGAUGGGGAGUUCUGGAUGUCCUUCCCUGACUUCCUGCGUCAGUUUUCCCGCCUCGACAUCUGUAACCUAACCCCCGACACGCUGACCAGUGACGAGGUCGGCCGGUGGAGCUACAGUGAGUUUGACGGUGUGUGGCGAGUCGGCUCCACCGCCGGAGGCUGCAGGAACUACCCAGCCACGUUCUGCUCCAACCCUCAGUUCUUCAUCCGGCUCGAGGACGUGGACGACGACCCUCAUGACGGUGAGGACGGCUGCACCGCUCUGAUUGGUCUGAUGCAGAAAGACGCUCGCAGGGAGAGACGCUUCGGACGAGACCUGAACACCAUCGGAUUCGCCAUCUACCAGGUUCCUGAUGAGUAUAAAGGUCGUAGUAACAUCCACCUGGGUCCGGAUGUCCUGCUGAGGAGGACGGCGGUGGCUCGUAGUCAGAACUUCAUUAACCUGCGGGAGGUGUGCGACCGCUUCAAGCUGCCACCCGGAGAGUACGCCGUCAUCCCGUCCACCUUCGAGCCGCACCGCAAAGGAAGCUUCGUCCUCAGAGUGUUCACGGAGAAACAGGCGCACAGCAGUCCGAUGGAGGAGGAUGUUGACGCUGACAUCUCAGAGCCGGACAUCAGACAGGACGAUGUGGACCCGCACUUCAAACGUCUCUUUGUUCAGAUUUGUGGAAACGACUCAGAGAUCUCGGCCUUCGAGCUGCAGCAGAUUCUGGACAAAGUGGUCGCUCAGAGAUCUGAUGUAAAAACUGACGGAUUCAGUCUGCAGACCUGCCGCAACAUCAUCAGCCUGCUGGACAUGGACGGCAGCACUAAACUGGGUCUGUUGGAGUUUCACACUCUGUGGACCAAGAUGCAGAAAUAUCUGGAGAUCUUCAGGAGUCAUGACUCGGAUGGUUCGGGUACAAUGAGCAGUCAUGAGAUGAGGUCGGCGCUCGCUGAAGCAGGUUUCCAGGUGAACAGUGCGGUGGUUCAGGAAGUCGUCAGUCAUUACGCUGACGUCACUUUUUCAAUAGACUUCGACUGUUUCAUCAGCUGUUUGAUCCGUCUGGAGAUGUUAUUCAAGGUCUUCAGAACUCUGGACAAGAAGAAGGAGGGAAAGAUCCAACUGGACCUGCAGCAGUGGCUCUGCCUCGCCAUGAACUGAACACCGCCUGGUCCAGGUGCAUGCUGGGAGUCACUUCAGCACCUAAUUAUCAUUUAUUGAUUUAUUGAUUCGUCAGUACUGAUGACAUGAUCAUGUCUGUUUUCAUCUGAUUAUUGAUGAG